Messenger RNA from Effrenium voratum, 1546 nucleotides. NCBI's taxonomy places the organism in Eukaryota, Dinophyceae, Suessiales, Symbiodiniaceae. The record is from the annotation of a GenBank genome assembly.
AGCUGCUGUGGCUCUUGCGAUGCAGAUGAGCCUGGCUUAUGAGCGCCAUUUGCCCCCGGUAGAGCUGGCCAAGACGGCAGGUGCCAGGUCCCGACGGCGGCUGUCGCGCCAUGUCAGGGCCAUGUGGUGGCUGUGCCGGAGCCACUCGGGUCAUCGGCAAAGGCCAGCGGCGCCUUAUGACCAAGGGCAUCAAGAUGGGCAGCUGGGUUGCGGUCUCGUACAGGGUGCCCAUCAAGCAGGAGAUCGAUGAGAAUGACACGGGCCACUACGAGGGGAAGAUUGUGGACAAGCGGAUCGGCGGGCAGGACCGGGAGUCAUUCAUUGAGCUGAAGGAUGUUCUGAAGGUCGACAUCGAUGGGAACGUGAUCGGCAAGGAGAAGAACAAGCGGCUCAUCGAUGCCUUCAUCGAAGACUGCAAGGUGAUCGAAAAGAGGGCGGAGAGUUGGGAUGAGAUCAAGCUCUCCCACGAAGCGGAGGUGGAAGCAAGAUUCAGGGCAGCCAGAAAAGAGGCCGGGGAGGAUGAGGAGUCUGGCUCUGGGAUGAUGGGCAUGAUGCCCGGCAUGAUGAUGAUGCAGAACAUGAUGCAAGGCAUGAUGGCUGCGAGCAUGAUGCAGAAUGCCAUGAUGCAAGGCAAGCCGGGCUGUCCAGGCGGCAGCUGUGGCAGCUGCGGCUGCGCGGGCUGUGGGUGUCCAGGUUGUCCAGGAAGCCCAGGGGCAUGUGGUGGAUGCGGGUGCGGAUGCCCCGGUGGUUGCCCCGGAAGCUGCAGCUGUCCAGGCUGUGGCAGCUGUGGCUGUGGCGGCUGUGGCUGUGGCGGUGGCUGUGGCGGUGGUUGCGGCGGUGGCUGUGGCGGUGGUUGCGGCGGUGGCUGUGGCUGUCCAGGUGGCUGUGGCUGUGGCUGCCCAGGUUGCGGGGGUUGUCCAGGCUGCGGCUGUGGUUGCGGAGGUUGCCCUGGCUGUGGCUGUGGCUGCUGCCCCGGAGGCUGCGGCUGUGGCGGCUGUGGCUGCGGCGGCUGUGGUUGCCCGGCAGGCUGUGGCUGUGGGGGCUGCGGUUGCGGCUGCGGGGGCUGCGGUUGUGGGGGCUGUGGCUGCGGGGGCUGCGGGGGCUGUGGUUGUGGCCCAGGAUGCUGUCCAGGCUGUGGCUGUGGCUGUGGCUGUCCUGGUUGUUGUGGCUGCGGGUGCGGCGGCUGCGGUGGAUGCUGCGGCGGCUGCGGCUGUCCUGGCUGCGGCUGCGGGGGUUGCGGCUGUGGAUGUAGUGGUCCCGCCGGGAACGCCAUGGGGUGCGGUAACAGCGGCAGCAUGGGCAGCCCUAGCCGUGCAGCAAGUGGCCCCAGCAAGGGCCGAAGCAGAAGCCGCAGCCGAAGCAGAGGUAAGGAGCCAAAGGAGCCAAAGCAGCCAAAGGAGCCAAAGGAGCCAAAGGAGGAAAAGGAGGCAGAGAAGGAGAAUGAAGACAAAGAGGCUGAUGAGUAACCCUCCCGUUGGCUGUUAAAAGACAGCUCUUUUUCACGGUAAGCCCUAGAGACUCGAGGAUUUGAUUGCAUGCGCGCGAG